UCUCUCUCCCUCUCUCGCUCUCUCUCUCAUAUGUUCACUCACAGUACAUGGUACAAAUUACUGCAGUUACCCUAAAUCGAUUUCUUACAGAAAACCCUUAAUUAUGAUCCAUUUCUCAGCCGUUACACACCAACGCUUCUGCCGAUGAUGCCGGAUCCCCAAGUCCGUACCGCUACCAAAAGCCGUACUCGCCCUCGCCGUCUCUCCGCUUGUCACCGGCAUCCUAGCGAACCCGUCACGGGCUUCUGUGCAUUGUGUCUACGAGACCGUCUCGCCGGUUUAGAUUCUUCUUCUGGUCAAGUUGAAGUUGAGAAGGUUGUUGUAAGUAGCCGCCGGACCAGAGGCCACGGGGUUGCUUCUUCAUCCGCGGCUGUGCCGGAACUGCGACGGAGCAAGUCUGUUGCUGCCGAGAAAGGCGAGGUUCUGAAUGCUUUGGCUACGGAUCCGCGGAGAAAGUCGUGUGAUGUAAGGAGUCGUAGUUCCCUCUCGGAUCUGUUCGUCGUUGAUGAUACGAGGAAACUAGGAAAUGGGGCUGUGAGGGUUGAAUCGAAGAAUUUAGGGUUCUCGAGCAUUGCAGAGCCGGUGUUGGAGAUGAAGGAAGAUGAGGGAGAAGAAGAACUUGACGACGACGACGAUGAAAUUAGGGUUUCGGAUGAUGUCCUUGUGCGAAAUGAAGUCGAUGACGAUGAAAUUAGUGAAGAAGAGGGCGAUCGGAAGACGAUGAAAGAGUAUAUCGAUAUGGAAUUGCAGAACAAGAGGAGGAAUUUUUGGGAGGCAGCAUCUGUCUUUAGUCAGAAAUUACGGAGAUGGAGACAAAAACAGAAGGAAAAGAAGCAAACCAGAGGCUGUAAUGGGGGAAUUGACACUGCUAGGUCAAAUUUAGGGCAAUUCAGGGAUACGCAAUCUGAGGUAGCAGAUUACGGAUUUGGUCGAAGAUCUUGCGAUACGGAACCACGGUUUUCAGUCGAUGCCCAUCGAAUGUCUGUUGAAGAUCCACGAUUUUCGUUUGAUGAACAUCGGGCCUCUUGGGAUGGAUACAUGAUUGCAAGAACAAUUCCUCGGCUUACACCAAUGCUCUCCAUUGUUGACAACAUGAUGUUGGCUCCUGUAAACAGGGGGGCCGCCAUGGAAAACCUGCAAAUGCAUUCAAUAAGUGAAGACGGAGCUAGUUCUGGUGGGUCAGCUCAGUCUAACUCGGAUUCUUCUACAUCCAAAGGAAGCAGUUCAAGUUCAAUGAAGAGUUGCAGUACCAAAACAGCAGGAUUGGGAGGUGAUGAUCUAAAAUCUGCUUCAUAUGCCAAGGUAUCACCUGCAAAUGAUGUUAUAUUCCAAGGAACGAAGUUGGUUAUUACUGAAAGGGAAUUGAAAGAUUGGCAUAUGAAUUCUAUCAAGAACAGCAACAUUGAAUCUGUUUCAAAUCCACCCAUUUCCUCUAGUACAACAGUCAUUGCAUCAAAUGGGCAUAAAAAAGCAAUGGCAAGUAGGUGGAGAAAGGUCUGUAAUCUAUGGGGUCACAAGUAUAAACUUAGCAGCAAAAAGGAUGGUGAAGAUAUCACAGUAAACCCAGAAACAGGAGCUUUUGCUAAUCGAAACAAUGAGAUUGAUGGAGUUGAAAGAGGGAAUUCGAGUGGGAAGCUUGUUCGAAACGCCAGUUCUGUGAAUUCAAGAAACAGAAGUGAACUACAUCAAAGUGGCAGAGAGGGUGGUAAGAAGAAUAGGGAUGAGUUUGUGUUGGAUAGGACCAGGAGCUCAAGGUAUUCGACAAGUGAUCUGGAUAGUGGUUUGCUGAGGCUGUAUUUGACACCAUUUAGGAACUCUAGGAAGAGUAAAUCUGGAAAAGGAAGGGGAAGAAACUUGUCUCCAUCUAUGGCCACCAAUGGUUUGCAGCUGAACUGAACUUUUAGGUACUCUUAAAACUUUCUCAGAAGUAGCAUAAAUCUGUAGAGCCUAUUAAUUUGUUUUCUUGUUAUCUGCACAAAAGCAUGGCAUAAUGUUACUUGUCUUGUGCUUGAUGCUCUCUUUCAGUGAUGGCAAUAAUAGAAGCUUAAGUUUUUCUGUGU
Molecule: messenger RNA, 2060 nt
Organism: Cynara cardunculus var. scolymus (artichoke)
Lineage: Eukaryota; Viridiplantae; Streptophyta; Magnoliopsida; Asterales; Asteraceae
Product: UPF0503 protein At3g09070, chloroplastic-like
Exons: 1
Coding region: 145-1896 (583 amino acids)
Source: RefSeq, a predicted model, not a curated record